Molecule: messenger RNA, 864 nt
Organism: Clonostachys byssicola
Lineage: Eukaryota; Fungi; Ascomycota; Sordariomycetes; Hypocreales; Bionectriaceae
Source: the annotation of a GenBank genome assembly
AUGCAGUCCUCGACCCAGCCCGGGAGCGGUGACACCUCCCUGAGAUCACCCGCGGGGGAGUCUCUGGACGGUCUCGAAACGACAGAUCGUCCGGCUCCACUUGCAUGUACCGAAUGCCGGAGAAAACAUGUGAAAUGUGACGCGAGUGUGCCAAUAUGCCGCCGUUGUAGAUCUUCAGGUCUUCAGUGUCAUUACGUUCCAUCUCGAAGGGGUCUAAAGCGCCGUGCUCCUGAUGCCCCAUUGGGGGACGAACGCCGAGUCCAUUGGAAGCCAACCGCCGACUACGGAAGUGUCCCAGUGACCGAAUCGCUCAGAGAAUCAGUCGAUACCAGGCUUAUAGAGCCUAUCGCACAAACUCAUGGCCCCUCUUAUACGCAGGGUCAAGAAAGAUCAUCAGUGCCUGCGACUACUACCACCCCUGUUGAGCUUCUCAGUGCUUACGACGACACUGCCGCGGCUAUCGAGGAUGACGAUGCCUUGAUUAACCUCUUCUAUGCUAACUUUCACGCUGCCCAUCCAACUCUUGUACCGCGAGGCAGUUACAGUUCGCAAGGCUAUCCCGAUUACCUGAAGCUGGUGGUGCAUUUCAUUGGAGGCCACUUCUCUAGCAUGGCCUCAGGGGACCAACUACGUAGCCUAGCCGGCAAAGCGUUGGAAGAAGCUUUUGGACGAACCAGUCGCACAUACCAUCUUGUACAAGGUCUUCUAUUAUUCUCAGUCGCUUUACAUGCACGCAACGAGAUAAAAGAAUCUGUCCUCACGUUAAGCCAGGCUGUGUCCGUAGCACUGGAGCUCGGUUUGCACAGGAAAGCUUUCUCCGGAUCUAUACUAGGACUUGGCGAGAUCGAGGAAGAAAGCUUGUGA